AUGAUUGAGGUUAAGGAGCAGCCCAAGUGGCCUGACCAUGACAUCUGGAUUCUGGUCACAGUGGUGGGCACAGUCUCAGUCAUUGUCUUAUACGCUGUCAUCCGGCUUCGCUGCAAGCAGACAUCAUCACAGGACUCUUUACAGCAGCAGACUUCAUUGGCCAUAAGCCGACUGGGUACCAGAAAAUAUCAGCCUCGAAGGUCGAAAGAUUGGCGUACAAAUGGUUGCAGAGUGGAAACUGCAAGCACCAGCAGUUCUGUGCCAGUGUGUGCUGUAUGUCUAGAGGAAUUCUCAGAUGGACAGGACUUGAGGAUAUUGCCUUGCUGUCAUGAGUAUCAUCUGGAGUGUAUAGAUCCAUGGCUGAGGCAGAACCACACCUGCCCCCUGUGUAUGUUUGACAUCUUAGAAGUGAACACCCCUUCACGUCCAGCACAGUCCCGUACCCAUGCACAGCCACAGUUUUGGAGACCUUAUCCAGGUUCUGCUACUUUGCAGUAUCCUCUACAGCCCCACUCUACAUCCUUAGUGUAUCCUCCAAUGAACAAUAGGAUAUUUGUGUCCCGCACACCCUAUUUUCUUGGCACUGGACAGCCCUGGGAUGCACCAGCGCCUCGCCAUCACCGAUGGGCACCAGAGGGCCCCAGGGAAGUGGUAAUCCCUCCUCACUCUCAGGUGUCAAGUGGAUAUUUACCAGAUGACCCAGGCAGUGACAGCAGCUCAGGUCCAUUUAAUGGUGGGUCCUCCAGUGAGAACUGUACAGAUGUCAGUCUACGUUGCUUACAAGGUUCCUCCUCUUCCUCCUCUUCUUGCCACAGCUCCCAGAGCAACCCAGGGGAUUCUCCCCCUCCAGCACUUGCAUCUAUUCUUCUACCUCAGAAUGAUCUCCCAGGAUUCAACACUAUUGUGCCAACACAGAAUUCUUAUGCUAGUCAUGUUCAUUAUCACCAGCAUCGACAUCACCAUUACAGACGUCACCACCCUAAUGUGUCCCACCCCCACAGAACCAAAAGGAGGCCUCGGCCCUCGAGAGGGGAGGUCAGGACAGACUUGGGGUGUCAGAGGGAACACAGGACAUCUAAUAGUGGAGAAUCUAGAUCUCUUUUAACACGUAAAGAACCCAGGGCUCUAUCAUCUAGGCAUUGCCUUGAUCAAAGGACUAAUCGAGAGGCUAUCAGGCAAAACCAGUCCUCACCACUGUCACCUUCUCAAACACAUGAGCCAAAUGAACCUGAACUCUCAACUUCUUUACGGAACCACAAGGCUGAACCUUUAAGUAGAAGCCACCGAAAGAAAAGAUCCUCUGCAACAGUGCAACCUCCCCCUCACAGUUCCCGCCACUUCUGCACCAACCUUGGUGUUCAGCACUGUGAAAGAACUCAGCCCAUGUGGGUGGAGGGUGGCAGACUUGUACAUGCUAGACUUAACACACACAGAGAAAACACAGCAUUGAUGCACUUGUAUCACCCACCUCAUCAUGACCAGGGUGCUGAUACUGAAGGGAUUGAAGCUGUUUGUGAACAUGCAGUGUAA
Molecule: messenger RNA, 1530 nt
Organism: Staurois parvus
Lineage: Eukaryota; Metazoa; Chordata; Amphibia; Anura; Ranidae
Source: the annotation of a GenBank genome assembly